Messenger RNA from Trametes versicolor FP-101664 SS1, 171 nucleotides. RefSeq lists its product as uncharacterized. The transcript is spliced from 2 exons. The record is from RefSeq and is a predicted model, not a curated record. NCBI's taxonomy places the organism in Eukaryota, Fungi, Basidiomycota, Agaricomycetes, Polyporales, Polyporaceae. Bases 1 to 171 code for a protein of 56 amino acids.
AUGUCCCAGGAUGUGCGCAGCACCCUGCUGCAAACCACACAACAUCAGGUCCGAUGUCAUGCAUACAAGCUCAUGGGCAGUGCUGGUUUCGGCCCCUCGGUACGGGCUGCGAAGGGCGCAUGCGCUGGCGAGACAAGCAACGAGCUCGCCAUUGCUGAAGAUGGCCGUUGA